Naegleria fowleri is the source of this 1215-nucleotide messenger RNA. RefSeq lists its product as uncharacterized. NCBI's taxonomy places the organism in Eukaryota, Heterolobosea, Eutetramitea, Acrasida, Naegleriidae. The record is from RefSeq and is a predicted model, not a curated record. Bases 1 to 1215 code for a protein of 404 amino acids. The transcript has a single exon.
AUGUCUGAAACUCAAUUCACACAAAUUCGAAUGCGUCGCUUGAAGAAUGAAUUGGAACUUGAAGCUUGGUUUGAUUUCAUUCAUAACAUAUUUAAAGAAAAAACAACUCGACAAUAUUUUGUAAAUCAUCAUUGGAAUGAUCCGUACUCGGAUUUGAGCUCAAUUUUGGUGGCAACCAUUCCGAAGAUGUCCAUCAACAUUACCUCUCCGACAAGCUCACUCGAUUCGGAGGAAAUUGUUGCAACUGUAAAAAUUUUCCAUCGAAAAAUUCAAAUUAAUAAUAUUUCAAAAAAUAAUUCAAUGAUUAGUGAAUGUCAAUGUGAAGGAAUUGGAGAAGUUGGAACACGAGUUGAUAUGAGAAGAAAAGGUAUUUCACAUUCACUUCUUACCCUUGUCAUUCAACAAAUGAAAAAUAAUUUAUUGAGUAAUGCUGAAUUUGUGAUUUCAAGUUUGCAUGCUGCUCCGUCUGUGUGCGAAGUAUAUAGGAAAGUUGGAUGGCAAAGCAUUCCUAUGUAUCACUCUACAAUACAUUUAAGUGUUUCUUGUUUCAUGAACGAUAGUAAUGAAUCUCACAAGAAAUUCUUGGAAUCGAUUGCCAUUGACAAACUCGAUUUUUCUUCCCAGGAAGAAAUCCAAGAAGUGAUGCAAUUAUAUUCUAAAUUUUGUAAAACAUAUCAAUUUCAUGGUUGUGAAGUGAGAGGCGAAAACACAGAAUAUUGGUCUAAAUGGGUAGAUCACGAAUCCACAACUCAUCAAUGCUCAGCAUUAGCUCUCUAUUCAAAUUCUAAUAUCACAGCUUAUUUAAUUAUUGGUCCAGAUUUAAGCGUUUCAAACUCUGAUAAACACGCUCUAAAAGUUAAAGAGUUUGUGUGCAAUUCAGAUUUCAAUUCUGAGAAAUGUUGGCUCGCUUUUUCGACCCUUCUUACCCACUAUUUGCUGUCAUCACUGACAUCAGAACAGAAAUUGCAAACAUCAAUCACUCUCCCACAUGCACUCCUUUUACAAGUAUUCAAAGAAUUGUAUGAAAGAAAAGAGAGUUCUACAGCAACUAUCACCAUGGAUCUCAAGUUCCAAAUCAUCAUUGAUGGCAUUAAGGAAAAAUCUGUGACAGAUAUUGGAUACAUGUACAGAAUGAUACAACCUGAAGAUAACCACUUGUUAAACCAAUUGAUACACGAAGACAAGCACUUGGUUUGGAAAACAGAUGGUUUUUAA